AUGGGUGUGAUGAAUGGAACCACCGUGUCAAAUGGCUCAAGUGUGGACCAAGACCACUGUGAUGCCUACUGCAGAACAAUUCUGGCAACAGCCUAUAGUGUGGUUUUAUUUGGAGGCAGCCUUGGAACAGUGAUGAUGUCACGCAUGAUGUUCAAAAGGAAUAGCCAAUCAGCGAUUGCCACGAUCAUCAUUAACAUCAUUGUGCUGCACUCCCUCCUCCUGGUUACUCUGCCAUUCCGCCUCAGCUACUAUCUCUCAGCAGUCUGGAAGCUUGGGUCUUUUACCUGCCGAGUGGUUAGUGGUGUCAUAUAUGGUCAUAUGUACUUUACCUUUGUUUUCUAUGUGGCCAUUGUCACACUUCGGUUACUCAUCUAUUUUAAGAAACUCCAAAUGCAACAGUUACAGAAGUUCCAUGCCGUGGUCCUAAGUAUUAUUAUUUGGAUGGUGGGAAGCUUCAUCUUUUUGCCGAUAUUUUUUUUACAGUACGGCACAGAUCCAAGUUACGUAGAACAACAGCGAUGUUUUGAAUUUCACAGAUCUCUCAACUGUACGGAUAUCAUCAACUUGAACUAUUCUAUGAUUGCCAUUAUGAUGACAACCGUUCUAGUCCUCUUUCUGAUACAGCUGGCUGUCAUUCUGUGUUUGAUAAGAGACUAUUGGCCCAAUAUGUGGGCCCAUCAAGAGUACAGAGCCCAAAUCAAGAGCUUCUUCUUCCUGAUAGUCAUAGUUGUCUGCUUUAUACCUCACCAUGCAUUCAGGGUAUAUUUUAUUCAAAAUUAUCCAGAAGAAAAUAAUUCUAAGUUAAUACUUUACAAUGAAAUCUGUGUUGCUUUAACGGCCUUCUGCUGUCUGGAUAUGUUGUGUUUCAUAGGUGGCAUCAUCCAUUAG
Messenger RNA from Onychomys torridus (southern grasshopper mouse), 888 nucleotides. Its product is annotated as probable G-protein coupled receptor 141. NCBI's taxonomy places the organism in Eukaryota, Metazoa, Chordata, Mammalia, Rodentia, Cricetidae. Gene Ontology annotation, molecular function: oxysterol binding; G protein-coupled receptor activity. Gene Ontology annotation, biological process: G protein-coupled receptor signaling pathway. Bases 1 to 888 code for a protein of 295 amino acids. The record is from RefSeq and is a predicted model, not a curated record. The transcript has a single exon. Gene Ontology annotation, cellular component: membrane.